Messenger RNA from Aspergillus steynii IBT 23096, 686 nucleotides. RefSeq lists its product as uncharacterized. The record is from RefSeq and is a predicted model, not a curated record. The transcript has 2 exons. Lineage: Eukaryota; Fungi; Ascomycota; Eurotiomycetes; Eurotiales; Aspergillaceae. The coding region runs from base 45 to 686 and encodes 213 amino acids.
CGACUUUCUCAACAUUUGAUCUGCAAGGGGAUACAUCCCAUGCAAUGGCUCUUCCACUUUAUAUCCCGCCAUGCAUUCACACUCCUACCGGCCGGUAUCACUUUCCAACAUCUGACAAGCCCCUCAGAAUUCAAAUCGAGGGUCCUUUGAUCGCCAUAGGAAGACUCCUACCAAAUAUUCAGUGGCGUCUGAAUCUACUAGACCAAAAGUUCCCGCAGCCAGCAGGCCCGGAGCUAGCACGGUUGACGUAUCAGGCAAUAUAUAGGCGCGAUGUCUGCCUAGAGGCCCCCGGUGACCUAGUGGUCCGAGAUGAGUAUUUGGGUUGGAUGCCAGAAAAAUAUCCGGAAGAGUUGAUUGACUAUUAUGGUGUUACCUUUGACCAUCUUGUCCCAGAUGGCGAUAUCAAUCCUGAGGUAUUGCAGAUUAACAUCAUUGAGAUUGAGGAUGACGAUGGCGUUUAUGCAAAUUCAUGGCUUUUAUUCGCAGUAGACCCGGCUGAUUUUAUUGGGAAGAAGGUCCUCGCAGUGCCGAGAUGUUGCCAGAAGAGAAAGGGCACACAGGAUCGCUGGCGAGUGAAUGCACUUGUCGACCAGAGGGUUCAUGGAUGGGAAGAGAUGAAGACUCCUGAGGAAUGGAAAUUUGUAACUCAAGGAGUAGAGAGCAGUUUGCGUUCUACAAAGACUUAA